Molecule: messenger RNA, 1295 nt
Organism: Aspergillus ibericus CBS 121593
Lineage: Eukaryota; Fungi; Ascomycota; Eurotiomycetes; Eurotiales; Aspergillaceae
Exons: 2
Coding region: 229-864 (211 amino acids)
Source: RefSeq, a predicted model, not a curated record
CUCGACUCCCACAUGAUACAUUAGCCUCUACAGCUGUGAGUCUUACGGCGCAACUCCGUUUAUCCUUGGAAGCGUUAGAUAUAAAAUCGUCUUCCUUCCCGCUGAAGGUCGAUUUCAACUCUGGCUUCUCAGUUGUCGAUAAUCCUACCUAUAGCUCGCUUCUUCGUUCUUUGAUAUUCCAAGUCUGCAGGCCAGCUUCGGCGGAACUCCCAAGUUUCCUUGUAUAUGAUGUCUUCCAACCCCAAAAAAGCUUCCGGCCUCCUAGGCAAUGCUCGCGCUGCACCUCCCCCUCCGCCACCUCCAAUGAGCACCGAGAGGGAUUUCACUCUUCCGACUUCCCCACAGCCUCCAAGUGUGGCUGCGACUGGUCCUGCUGGAGACUUUUUGGUCCAAUUGUUGAUAUACAAUGGCCAUCCUUUCAAAGAUCACUGGGCGUACUGGGUAUGCUCGCACACCAGCCCUGAUUACGGUGUCAUGAUUCACGCGACUGGAGAUGUGAGAAACGGCUUCAAAUUCGAGGUGAAGCGCGGCCAUGACUUCCUGGCCACGCAGAACCCUCCUAGCAAGAGGAUUCCACUUCAAUGGGUUAGUGGGGAGUACUUUGAUGAAGCGGCUAUGCUCAACAAUGGACAAUACAAGAUCGACAACAAUCCUGUCUGUCGUUUUGAGGCUAGUGCCCACAAGGUCAAAGCUCCUGAAAAGUCUUUGAAUACCACUGACAACAAGUCACUGGGGGCCAGUGUCGGCAAAAAGGUCACCCAAAGGAACUGUCAAACAUGGAUUGUCGAGUCUGCCGAUCAACUUGUUAGGGAUAAUAUGCUCAGCAGAGAUGUUGCCAAUUACCUUCGGGCAAUUCAGCAGUGAUUGUCCAAUACAAUCCUUACGGUGGAAGCUAUGGGGUUGCGAAUACUUUGGCAGAAUUUAAGGGCUGAGCGCUUCUCUUAUAUCUUUCUUUGCUCUCUAUAUAUAUGACCAUCGCGUGAGCUCAAAGCUCGCAGUUAUAUACCUUUCGACAAUACAAAAUAAAGCCAAGGGUGGUAGAUUGUCUCGUCGUCCACUGAGUCCAGGAUCAUUGGAAGAUACUUGUUGCGCCAAUCAUCCUGCGCGGCAUCGCUGAAGUAUCUCGGGUUCACCCUGAUCCACCGAGCCUUACAGUAUUCCCAGUAAGCAGGAUACCACCCAGCCUGGGCCCAGUCGAUGAUUGCAGCCACUUUCGGAUUUGCUCCUGGGGAGAUGAUGAUGUUAGGUGGCAGAAGAUCGUUAUGCGUGAAGACCACAGGUGUGUCGAUGUCGAU